Molecule: messenger RNA, 4446 nt
Organism: Contarinia nasturtii (swede midge)
Lineage: Eukaryota; Metazoa; Arthropoda; Insecta; Diptera; Cecidomyiidae
Gene: kel
Product: ring canal kelch homolog
Exons: 10
Molecular function (GO): protein binding
Source: RefSeq, a predicted model, not a curated record
AAACAUCCAAACAGACUGUGUGAAAUUGUUUUUUGCAUUUUGUGAAAAUUCGCUUCGAAAUUGAUUUGAUUUUAAGUGUUGUUUGUGAAAAAAAGGAUUGCGUGAAACGCAAAAUAUACGAUUCAAAUAAGAAAAAAGUCGAAUGGUAUCGGUUCUUUUUUUUGAUUUACAAAAAUACUUUGCCCUUUCACACGCAUCGAUAAACCAAAUGGAAAUGCGUUGAAUUUUUCUAUGCGAAAAUAAUUUGUGAUAUUUUAAUUCGAUUUAAAUAAGUCAUCUGCAAAAUGAGCACUUCAAAUAGUAACACACUGCCUGCCAAUAUCAAUGCAAACAAUCAAAGUUUGGCUGCUGAAGGUGUCGUCGAAAGAGGAAGUUGUUUCCUGUUGCGAUACGCGAGCCAAAAUUCAUUGGAUGAAAGUUCACAAAAUAAACUCCCGCGCUCAUCAAAGGAUAAAACGGCUGGCACAUAUCAAAAUGAUGAACACACUUUCAAAUGUUUCAAAGCGAUGAAUGAAAUGCGAAAAAAUAGUCUAUUCUGUGACGUCACAUUGAUUGCGGAAAAUAUGGAAAUUCCAGCCCACAAAAUGGUGUUGGCAUCAUGCAGCCCAUAUUUUUAUGCAAUGUUUUCUGGCACGGAUUUUGAAGAAUCGCAUCAAGAUAAAAUCCAUGUCCACGGCGUUGACUAUCACGCACUUCAGUUGCUUGUUGAAUACGUGUACACUUCAUACGUUGGUGUGACUGAAGACAAUGUUCAGACUCUCUUAACGGCUGCAAAUUUGUUGCAAUUGACUGAUGUUCAACAGGCGUGCUGCGAUUACCUACAAAUGGAAUUGGAUCCAUCGAAUUGUUUGGGCAUAAGAGAUUUUGCUGACAUUCAUGGCUGUGUAGAUCUGCUUAACUAUGCAAACACUUACAUUGAACAGCAUUUCGCUGAGGUCAUUCAAUAUGAUGAAUUUUUCAAUUUGCAACAUGAUCAAUUGAUUAAUUUGGUGAAAAGCGAUCAUUUGACCGUUGGCACAGAAGAAAAAGUCUAUGAAUCCGUUAUUGCAUGGAUUCAAUUUGAUAAACAGGAUAGACGCAAAUUUUUGCCCACUCUUUUGGAGCAUGUGCGUUUGCCAUUGGUGAGCCAAGAAUAUUUGGUGAAUCGAGUUGAGAAUGAGCCAUUGCUCAAAGAGGAUUUACUUUGCAAAGAUUUUAUCAUUGAAGCGCUAAAAUAUCAUUUGCUAAAAGGUGAUGCAAAAAAUAUAUUGAAAACGACACGAACAAUUCCACGACAACCGAUCGGAUUGCCGAAAGUUCUGCUUGUUAUUGGGGGUCAGGCACCGAAGGCGAUUCGAAGUGUUGAAUGCUACGAUUUGAGAGAGGAACAAUGGUACCAAGCCGCUGAAAUGCCAAGCCGGCGAUGCAGAGCCGGACUUGCUGUGUUGAAUGAUAAGGUGUAUGCUGUGGGCGGGUUCAACGGCAGUCUUCGCGUUCGCACUGUUGAUGUUUAUGACCCAGCUACAGAUUCAUGGUCAGCAACUUGCAGCAUGGAAGCACGCCGUUCAACAUUAGGCGUCGCCGUAUUGAAUGGAUUAAUAUACGCAGUUGGUGGUUUCGAUGGCGCCACUGGUCUAGAGAGUGCCGAGGUAUAUGACCCGAAAACCAACACAUGGACUAUGAUUGCAUCGAUGUCAGCACGACGUAGUAGCGUAGGCGUUGCUGUUGUUCACAAUCAAUUAUAUGCGAUUGGGGGAUACGACGGUGCUGUGCGUCAAUGCCUGAACUCGGUUGAACGAUAUAACGUUGAGAAGAAUACAUGGCAAAGGAUAUCCGAUAUGAAUGCAAGACGGUCUGGUUCGGGUGUUGGUGUUGUUGACAAUGUCCUCUAUGCUAUCGGUGGUCACGAUGGCCCCUUGGUACGAAAGAGCUGCGAAAAAUAUAGUUUUGAGACAGAUUCUUGGAGUUCAAUUGCUGAUAUGAAUUUCCGACGUCGCAACGCUGGUGUUUUGAGCCAUGAUGGAUUAUUAUACGUAGUUGGUGGUGAUGAUGGCAGUUCGAAUUUAAAUAAUGUUGAAGUCUAUUGUCUGAAAACCGAUACGUGGCGCAUAUUGCCAAGUUGCAUGAGCAUUGGACGCAGUUAUGCUGGAGUGUGUAUUGUGGAUAAGCCCAUGUGAAAACAACAGCAGAGUGCAGCAGCACGGUACGCAAAUUGUUGUGGAGAUGAUGAUAGUCAAGCAGAAGGUCUGUUUGACGCAUCGACUGGUGUAACACGUUCAGAUAAUGUACAUCGCAUUGCAAGCACCAGCAAUCAAAAUAAUCAAAAUACCAUUCGAAAUCCACACUAUGAGAAUAUUUAUGAAUCCAUUGAUCAAUUCGCUACUGUAAAUGCUCCUGCCUCUGCUGAAAAUCAACAUCAAAAUAUACCUGUUGCCGCCGCUGUAUCAGCAAACAAUGGUCGCAUCAACAUUCGUCCAAACCGAAACAACGCUAACAUCGCCAACAACAGCAAUUUCCAUUAUAACGCAUCACCAUUUCCACAUCCACGAAAUGGGGCCGCAUAUGAUGUGCCCCGUCAUGCACGAAACUAUUAUGCAUCAAAUAUUGGUACGGCAUGUCGUCGAGCCACAAUCGAAUCGAAUCACAAUCGAAUACGAUAUGCAAAUCGCACCUUUCGACAACGUAGUUUUGACGAUGCCGAAUCUUAUUCACCAAAUAAUAAUUUCCGAUAUGAGAAUAUUUAUGAACAAAUCCGUGAGGAGCCGAUUUAUCGAAAUAUCGGUUUGAAUCGUGGCAAUGCAGCCAAUCGAUUGUAUGGCCGUAUGGAUGUCAUUGGUCAUGGAAUCGGUCGUAUUGAACGUCAUUUGAGCAGUUCAUGCGGAAAUAUCGAUCAUUAUAAUUUGGGUGGAACGUAUGCCAUCUUAGGACAUAGUCAUUUGAGCACGGUUGGUCAUGUUUAUGCAUCGAACAAUGCCAAAGAGACGGCCGGUAAAAGUUCAAACUUUUUCAGCUGUUUGGGAAGAGAAAAUUCACAAUCCAUGAGCAACAUAUGCCGGGAAUCAAGUAAUAAUGGCAACAACUCAACAUCAGAACAAGCAACUGCGGCUGCAGCCGUACCCACAGCCGCACAAUCCACUUCACAAAAUGAAAAUGGCAAUAAACACACGGGCGCCAUUCCGAAGAUCAAGAAUAAAAUGCAAAAUGCAAUACGAAACACUGGCUCAAAUCCAUUACAUUCCACUGCAUUGAAUCGCAUUUCGAAAUCAUCAUUACAGUGGCUUUUGAUGAACAAAUGGCUGCCACUUUGGGUAGGCAAUGGCCCCGAUUGUAAUGUGCUCGAUUUUAAUUUCAUGUUUUCGCGCAAUUGUGACGGAUGUGAAAGAGAUGAUAAUGUAAUGCUCUAUGAUGCAUCAAAUUCGAAUGGCGGUAAUGUAUCAUUUGCAAAUUACCGCGGAGAUUUCGGCCAAGAUAAUUACUAUAGCAUAUCACGCCCAAUGCGUUACAAUAAUAACAGUUUGAUGCAAUUCAAUUCGCGACGCAUGUACGGACCGAUUCAACAAGCAAACUAUCGACCGCAUGAAGGGGAUAAUUCUGGUUAUGAUAUGUCUUACAAUUUCCGGACACAUCAACCGGAAAAUCCAUUCCGAAGAUGGGAAUUGAAUUCGGAAAAUAAUUCAUUUCGUCCGGCUCCCUCUGGACAGGUGCGAAGAAUCACCGAUGGUACCAUUCCAAAAUUCUCAAAUGGCAACCAUCAGAAUAAUAAUAGUCAAGUUCGUGUCGAGGUCACUCAUAACCCGACCGAAGCAAACGCACCAAGUACUUCAUCGGUCCCAAAUGCUCAGUCAACAUCAAAUGCUGGUAACACCAGUAAUGCUGAACCGUCAACUUCACAACUACGGACCGAUCGAAGAGCAUUUGAGAAUGUGACUUUGAGCAGCAGCACAGAGAGCACAUCCGAAGCUGCUGAGAACAAAGUUUUAUCACCCGAUUUGUCGACAGCGCGACGUUUCUCUGAAAAUACAGAGGACGACCAAUACAAUAGCAGUGGAAACUCAUCGAGCUCUGACGACGACGGAAAUGAUGAUACGAUUAGCGAAUUCAAUACAAAUGACAACACCGACAAUUCAGACAGAUUUAAUGAGCAAUCAAAUUAAUCCAAUUAUAAACCAAUUUUACACCAUCCAGCGAAUUCAUACGGCAUUCAUAUUAUAUUGAACAGUUAUUACACAUAUAUCCAUUCGAAUCACUUACUCAUUCGACAAAACUUUUAAAUUUUUUAAUGAAUCAUGGUUUGCAAUGGUCUCUUUUUUUCUCUCUUUCAAAAUAUCAUAUACAUAUAUACAAACAUAUUGUGUCACACAUAAAAUUCAAUUAUUAUAAUUAUGCAGAUUUCAUUCGAGUUCUAUUGUUCAUAAGAUUAUAGCAGGCUCAAAAUAUACACUAUUAAAAUCGUACGAUUCAAAAUGA